UGUAGAUUUUCACAAUUGUACAUCGGGAUCGGAAUCCAUGGAAUCCUUCAAAGAAUCUUUGAACAGCCAUUGGGCCAACUUCCAGAUCUACGGUUGAUUUAAUAUUCAUCCAAGGCCAUGGGUCAAUCCAGAGAGUAUUUCAAACCAAAGCUUUGCCUGGAUCUUAUUAAAAUAAAAUGCCCAUUUCCAGUUCUACGCAGAUGCAUCUCGAAAUACAUUUUGGAUUUUUCCAUAAAACAAUAUCAUGUGGUAUCUUCAGAUUUUGACGAUGAUAUACUGGAAUGCCCAAGGAUAUUUCAUCUAUGGAAGACAGAUAUUUUUCUUUGCUUAACUUGUCCAUCAUCUACAACUACCUGUAGUACAGGUGUACUGAGUGAGGUCUUCAUAUGUGCAUUUGCUCUAAAUGUUCAAGAAUAUACUCUCUGGUUGAAACAACUUUUACUUCUUCAUGUUCUGGGAGAUUAUUUCUCAGCUGUUUACAAAGAACAGAAAAAGACAAUCCUUAAAUCCUUUGCCAUUCAUCAUACCACCAGAACACCUGAUCAUGUUACAUGUUUCAUAGAAGACUUAAAUAAAUUAAAGACCACUGUGAAAUGGAAUGAAAGAGAUGGUGGUGAAAGUGACAAGUAUACAAAGGAGAAAAUAUGUGUGUGCAAGUCAGAUGGGGCUAAAUUAAGGAAAUAUCUUCCCCAAAGUACAUUUUCUGAAGGCAAAAGAAAUGUGUUUGGUUGUUGGAAAAUAGGAAUAACAUUCUUAUUGUUGGUUCUUCUUUUUCAGGUUGUUAGUACUCAGCUGAUCCUUUCCUGUCCUGAGACAAAGGAUACGGUCAAAUAUGUGUCCUCUUGUCCCCUAAACAUGGCAGAUGUUGAUCAAGCCAGUCGCGCCAAGAAUUGUUCAUCCUUUCCUCAGAAUUGCACAUCUUUAGACUUAUUUAAAUAUCACUGCUUACCCAAUCAUUACCUAGAUAAAUUCGUUGAAGUGUGUGGUGUAGCUGUCGACAUUAUAUACGGACAUUGUGCAGAAUACAACGAAGGAGGAGGUGUUAUACAGGAAAAUUAUCAAACUGAUUGUACAAAAUUUUCAAAACCUUGUCCGAUUGAAAGUUACUCAUCAGUUGAUACAUAUAAAUAUGCAGACUGUUUCAAUAUUACCACAAAGGAAAUUCCAAGUACAACAGAAAAGAAUGGAAGAGAUGAGCCUGCUCCCCAAAACAAUACAGAAUCUCCAAAAAACAAUGACCCAAACUCAAACUUCCAUUCGUCUAUGAGGGUUUUAGCAAUUAUCUUAGGCAUUGUGUCACCUCUGUUUUCUCUGUCAUUGAUUAUAUUCAUCUGUUGUCGGAUUCAUCAAAAGACAAAUGCAAAAAAGACUUACAAAUCUGUCAGUGGACAAGGUGAAGGAGAUGUCACUAAUGAGAUAACGGAAAGAGAUUACUAGUUACAUAACGAGAUUCUAAGUAACGGUAGCAAAAUAUUUCAAAGUAUCCAGAUUUGAUAUACUUUGGAAGCAACAUUCGCAUAUCUUGCACCAAGAGAGUGUGAUUUUAUCAUACUGAUUGUUGAAUGCUAUGCUGUGUGGAGCUUGCAAACCUGCAUUGCUUACGAGUAUGAGUUAAGACCAUGAAUAAGUGGAGAUGCGCUGUGGAGCCCAGCAAUCACAAAAGUUUCUUUAGAUCUCGAUAGUAAUAGAAAUUAAAAUCGUCAGAAUAUUUGGUAUUUUAAAAUCCCAUUAAAAAAUUCAGAGUAAUAAUUAUACCACGAUAAGAGGCAAUUUAUUUGGAUUGCUGUUGUUGCAGACAUUAGACAUUAGAAAGCGGAAAUACAUGUAGCAGAUAGAAGCAAGUGUCAUUCUUUUCAGAAAAUACAUGUUGAUUAAAGAUAAUUUCUUUUG
This is a messenger RNA of Saccostrea cuccullata (small rock oyster), 1890 nucleotides long. RefSeq lists its product as uncharacterized. The record is from RefSeq and is a predicted model, not a curated record. Lineage: Eukaryota; Metazoa; Mollusca; Bivalvia; Ostreida; Ostreidae. The transcript is spliced from 9 exons. Bases 118 to 1437 code for a protein of 439 amino acids.